CACUCCUUCUUUGCGUUCCGACCGAUUGCUGCUUGAACAUCGUGCUCCUGCGGGUUCCUGUAGAUUUUGUUCAAUUCUUCCGUGUUAAAUCCUUGCAACCGCAUCAAAACAUCCGGAAAAUGGCCUUCGGUGAUGUCAAGACUCCCAAGGGGCUGGAGGAACUGAACAAAUUCCUCGCUGACCACAGCUAUAUCGAGGGAUACACCCCAUCCAAGGCCGAUUUGUCGGUGUUCGAUGCCCUCGGUAAGGCUCCGGCUGGAAACAACGUCCACGCCCAGCGCUGGUACCGUCACAUUGCAUCGUUCAGCAGCCAGGAGCGCAGCGCUUGGGGAGGACAGGCUCUGCCGCAGGUUGCCGGCGGAAAACCAACAGUGGCCGCUGCCGCCGACGAUGAUGACGAUGUCGAUCUGUUCGGUUCGGAGGACGAAGAAGAGAGCGCAGAGGCAGCGAAGCUGAAGGAGGAACGCCUGGCCGCUUACAACGCCAAGAAGUCGAAGAAACCGGCCCUCAUCGCUAAGAGCUCUAUCAUCCUCGACGUGAAACCCUGGGACGACGAGACCGACAUGAAGGAGAUGGAAAAUAAGGUUCGAUCCAUCGAGAUGGACGGUUUGCUGUGGGGUGCCGCCAAGCUCGUCCCUGUUGGUUACGGUAUCAAGAAACUGCAGAUUUGCUGCGUUAUCGAGGACGACAAGGUGUCGGUGGAUCUGCUGCAGGAGAAGAUUGAGGAAUUCGAAGAUCACGUUCAGUCUGUUGAUAUUGCCGCCUUCAACAAGAUUUAAACCAGCUGUUCGCGUGAAUGUUUUCCCUGAAUGAGUAAUGCUCCCUAUGAGAGGCACAGCUGAAUGCCUCAAUGGCGUUAAGUUUUGCCGAAAUCAAAGACAUUAUAUUACUUGUAUAGUGGGCAUUAUCUGCUGACUGUAUUUGGAAUAUAAUGACUGAAUCUGAAAGUACUGAAUUCUGAAGGCGAAAGCCAAUAAAAAUGUGUUGUAUGAAUAA
This is a messenger RNA of Uranotaenia lowii, 996 nucleotides long. RefSeq names its product probable elongation factor 1-beta (gene eEF1beta). The transcript is spliced from 2 exons. Gene Ontology annotation, molecular function: translation elongation factor activity; guanyl-nucleotide exchange factor activity. Lineage: Eukaryota; Metazoa; Arthropoda; Insecta; Diptera; Culicidae. Gene Ontology annotation, cellular component: eukaryotic translation elongation factor 1 complex; cytosol. Bases 120 to 779 code for a protein of 219 amino acids. The record is from RefSeq and is a predicted model, not a curated record. Gene Ontology annotation, biological process: translational elongation.